Molecule: messenger RNA, 4707 nt
Organism: Lentinula edodes (shiitake mushroom)
Lineage: Eukaryota; Fungi; Basidiomycota; Agaricomycetes; Agaricales; Omphalotaceae
Exons: 7
Coding region: 1-4707 (1568 amino acids)
Source: RefSeq, a predicted model, not a curated record
AUGCCACGAAAAAAAGGCUAUGCACAAUUCCUCUCAUCCAAGUUCGCUGAAGGCCCUAGAGUAUCUGCAUCAGAAGAUCUACUCACCAGUAAUGAAGAUGCACUGUCUUCAACCCAAUCCUCCUCGAAUCCUGUAUCACGUUUGGUAAAGAAGGAGGGUAAGAAGCAACGUACUUUUUCGGCACCUGCGAAUAGGGAUGGUACUCCUUUACCUCAAGAAGAAGGUUAUUCUUCACCGUCCCUUUUCGAUGACAAUCUGGUGGAUGAAUUGGCGAAUGCGUUGGAGAAGACGAGAGUUAAAUUACAAUCCGAUCUUUCAGAUGCGCCUUCAACCACCUCCCGUGCUCCGUUCAAGGCUCCCAGUGCUGUAGGACGAAGGGCAGUUAUAACCGCCGAACGUCUUCAUGAUACUAUUGCCGGUGCCAAACGCGAUCUUCAUAUGCUCUCCAAAAAUUCCGUAUCUGAGCUGAUCUAUACUACGUUAGACAACGUAGAGCUACACCUUGCAUACGUGUCCAAGAAAAUCAAAGAAAUCCACCACCCAGAUGCAGACGGCCAGGUGCGCGCGAUAACCCAAGAGAUCGAAGGCUUGGAGCAGGUUCUGUGUACAUGGCGAAGAGACUAUCCGGAUAACUUCUCCCCCAUCAAGAUUGAUAACAGUAAAUUGUUUGUGAAUACCAUAGACAAAUGGAAUACUCCUACGCUCAUAGCUUAUACCAUUGCUCUCGUCAGCCGUGUUUUCGAAGGAGUGGCGAGGCGAGGUUCUAGUGUCUUGCUUAAACUGCUGAAAAUCUAUGGCCUUUCCAUCACAUUGCUCACUGGGGGACCAAGUCUUCAGCAGACAAAAGCACUCGAGGACAUCCCAGAGUCGAUCGAAACCUUAGAAAUGAGGUUGAAUAUGGACGUCCCCAGUAUUCCACAUGCAGUGUGCCCUUGCUGCAGUUUCACAUAUCCACCUACGUAUCCCAAAAAUUCUCGCACUCCAGUCUAUCCUACUCAUUGCACUGAACGCAUCACGCAAGACUCAGAACCGUGUGGAACAGAGCUUCUGUUCGAUGGAAAACCUGUCAAAACGUAUCACUAUUACUCCUUCUAUGAGUGGUUCGGUCGCUUCAUUGCACAUCCCGAAAUCGAGCAGUACGGUGAUAAAUUUUGUAACGAUGUAUCGGCAACCGUCGAAGUCCCGGAGGUUAAAAGGGAUUUCAAAGACGGCACAUUCGUACGUUCAUUCAAGGGUCAUGACGGGAAGCUUUACAUCACAGAACGAGGAGAAGAGGGUAGAUGGCUCUUUCUCCUGUUUGCUGACUUUUUCAACGUGGAGGGAAAUAGUUUGCAUGGAAAAACUAGUUCAACCGGUGUUACUGGUCUUGUUUGUCUCAAUCUCCCGCCUGCUAUGAGAAAUAACCAAGCUUGGGUGUACAUUCCUGGUAUUAUCCAAGGAAGACAGGAACCAGAUGCCAAGCAGAGCGAGCACCGCCAUUACUGGCGUCUCCUUGUCACUGAGUUUGAAGCAGGGUAUUCUCGAGGACUACGGCCUUUUCACACACACACAACCCAUCAGAUGGGUCUGGAUUCGAACAAACGCAUCUUUCGUGUCGCAAUCGCAGGAGCAUCAAUGGACUUCAAAGCAGCUCGUCCGUUCGGGGGUUUUCUCGAUGUAACCUCACAUCACACUUGCUUCUUGUGUAAAUGCUGGCAUCUCAGUCACAUUGGAAGGACAGAUUUCGAAAACUGGAGACCUGCAGAUAUCACGUUUUUGCAGAAAGGAACUCAGGCAUGGCUCACUGCUCCGACUAUCGCUCAGCGCAAACAGGUCGAAAAUUUCUUCGGUACACGAUCUUCUGAAUUGUGGCGAUUACCAUAUUGGAAACCCACGCUGCAGCUGCUUAUCGAGCCGAUGCAUACCCUCUUCCUCAUUUUGGAGCAACGAUAUGCUCGUCAUGCGCUUGGCCUUGAUAAUCCAGAACCUGAUGGCGUCGCUCUUGAUGAGCCUGAACAGGGCAAUCCGAAGCGUAAAAAAGCGAAGUUACAAAAGAAGAAAAUGGCCUACAUUUCUUUCUAUCACGAGUUCACUCCCCCUCCGCAUCCUUCCGAUCUCACCCCGCUGGGCAUGGGGACCGAGACUGGUCGACUGAGCGAUGCCCUUCGGGAAUUAUUCGAUGAGCCUGAGGUUCAAGAUCAGCGUCUUUCACUGUUGGAAUGGAAUAACCUUACCCCUGAACAGAAUUCAGCUCGCUUGUCAAGGAAUGAGCAGUUUGUCUCAACUAUUCAGGGUGAUCCUCGAGCAUUUCAGGCAGUGUAUGAUCUAUACCAAUCACUCUCCUCUCCUGCGCCUGUCAAAGAAGCGGAAAAACAGAAGUUUCUGAAAAAGCUUUCUUCUUACAGGUGGAUCGUUCUAGCUUUUGUUUGCAACAACUUGGUUGAAUUUCCAACUCCAAAGCAAGACAGUGAAGGCAAGAAUGAGAAAAAAGCAAGUGGUUUGCUUUCUCGGUCCUCGCUUCAUAAAGGGGAUGUAACUGUGAAGAUGUUUGCCCAAGCUUUAUCUCACUGGGUAUGCCAAUUCAUGAAUUUCGGUGCAGAUUUAGAUUCAACGAUUAAUACACAGCGGUUGCACAAGGUUGAGCCGGAUCGAUUCAAGUGGCCUCACUUCAUACCCAAGGAUAAGCAGUUACCUUCAAUCCCAUGGCUCCACCUACACGGUAUGUACGAGGACCAGCAACGGUUCAAUAAAGUACAUCAGUUCACGCUGCAAGACCGUUUUGAGCUUUUAGCUGAACUGACCAAACAGCUGAAUUUGCAUAGUGCACAUGCAAUCGGGGCUAUACACCGGUUUCUAACGCAACCGAUAGAAAAAGACACGGCGCAACUUGAGAGUAAUAUCGGCAAACUGCCUUUUACGGCUCUAGCCUUUGUCUGCAUAGACCUUGAUUGUCUCCCGGUAGGAAAAUUUGGGAAAUCAGAUCUCGUUCAGCAUUUGGUUGAAUGGCGGAUGAACAAGCCCUUAAAGCGCUUGGUUCCAGUCAAAAUCGACUCGACAUUUGUUUUGCAAAGGCUUCAACAAGCUGUACGAGAAAUUAUAACUCCUUCAUGGGUAACCCGGCCGCCAGAGGAAGUCGGGCUGAAGCGAGCGGGUACUCUGAAAGCUGAUCAUUGGCGAACUUUAUUUUCGAUCCAUCUUCCUUUGGCCUUAAUUAGUAUUUGGGAUAAAGAUUCUCCUUCUGCAGCAGACAACGCAAACGAAAUGGCGCCUGUGCUACAAACCUCAAUGCAUCUUACCUGUGCAUCCAUUGCGAUGACUCGCAACAACUUGUCUCUAGAGCGUCGCAAUUUGUUCAGAGAAUCGAUCAGAUCACACAUCGAAGGCCUGAAGUUGAACUUCCCUGGAUUCAUGCUACCUUCGCAUCAUCUUUCGUUCCACAUAUUCGAUUUCAUGGAUUCUUUCUCUAAUGUCCGCAAUUGGUGGGCUUUUCCAUUUGAAACUCUGAUCGGUAAAAUGCAAAGGAUUUCAACCAAUCACAAAAUUGGUGAACUCGAGUUAACCAUCCUUGAAUCCAUCUGCAAGAAUGCAACCUUUCGCCGGUGGAUGAUGCUUCCCGGUUGUCCUGAACUUGUCAAGUUCUGUCGCAUUCUUUUGGAUAAAGCUUACGGAUAUGACAAGCGGAACGAGCUUGCUCAGAACGAUGCGGAUGAUUUGCAAGGUGCAAACCCAAAGGAGGUUUUAGAGUACUCUGCCGAUUCAACUGCUCGCAGACAGGUAUCAAUCAAGUUUCCUAUGGACGUCGCAAAUAAGAUAGGGAACCUUAAUGCAAUUUGUUUCUCACAAGUCCCGGCACCCAAGGGCUUCUACGGUACUCCCGCACUACGGCCUGUCGGUAAUAGCUACGUCUGUUAUCGUCCACCAAAAAAUAGUUCACGAGAAGCGUCCCUCAUGGGACAAAUCAGAUAUAUCUUUGAACAUGAAGGCACCACGAAUAUGGCUAUUGUACGCAGCCAGCCUUACGUUGGACCCAUCCCAGAUAUUUUUGCACGAUUUUCCACUCAAGGAUUCGAUGCAAGGACUGUUUCACCAUCCUUUUCAAAUGUUCAUGAUAUCGUAACGGUUGAUUCAAUUCUGGGACAUGCAGCAAGAUGGGAACUUACUCCGGAGUAUGCUGUAAUGCUUUCCUUGGCGCGGGUUUCUUUGAUCAGUUCCCAUUGUGCAAAACAGUCAAAACGGGACACCAUGGUACCUCCUUCAUAUCUCGCCUCUCCCUCGUCGCCCAGUUUUGACAAUAGGUUUCUGCGCGUUUUCGCUGUCAUCAUGGGCAUGAAUCAAUUGCGAUGUGUAACUGGACGUAGAACGACUACCCGCAGCUUACGUGCUCGUAUUUACCGGGCGAAUAACCUGUCAUCGCAACCCAUCGACGUGGUCUAUCGCGAAGAUGCUCAAAGCCAUAGAUUUGUGCUUGCUUCGGAAGAAUUAUCCCAUCCCAAAACGCAGUCCUAUGUUCACGAUACAACUGUCAGCAUCUCUCAUCUCGGAAAACGCUACAAAUUUCGGCUGUUUUUCAAACGCCAUAAGCUACUCCCGGUCAAUCAGGCGAUCAUGCGGUUAGCUAAUGUCUCGAUGGAAGGGGACGUAUUAGUCCUUGUAUGUGGUUCAAAGGUCGAGAUACGAAACCUUCGUAGCGAUGAACUGCGUGCGGCAGAUAAGGCUGUUCGACAGUGA